This is a messenger RNA of Filobasidium floriforme, 3505 nucleotides long. RefSeq names its product actin interacting protein 3-domain-containing protein. Gene Ontology annotation, cellular component: cell tip; cytoplasm. Gene Ontology annotation, molecular function: cytoskeletal regulatory protein binding. Gene Ontology annotation, biological process: establishment of cell polarity. The record is from RefSeq and is a predicted model, not a curated record. NCBI's taxonomy places the organism in Eukaryota, Fungi, Basidiomycota, Tremellomycetes, Filobasidiales, Filobasidiaceae. The transcript is spliced from 5 exons. Bases 195 to 3488 code for a protein of 1097 amino acids.
UGUCUGUCCAUCUCACCGGUUCACCAUCUAUAGAUUUGAACAUCCGAUCAGCUUCAUAUGCUCCACAGCACCAAGUGGUGGCGGACAAUAGCCGAGAUCACGCACACAGCUCGGGCGGACCAGUAUCAGCCGCGCAAACAGGAGGAACAACUAGAUAUUCGGAGGGUGAAAUUGAGAUAGUCUCUGGUCGAGGUAUGAGCUCGGGAAGAGCGUCGCGGCUACCGCGUUCGGCGGUGGAGUCCACUGUGACGAGGCUGCUCAUGACUACGAGACAGCUGUUGACGGCCUUGACCGAUUGGUCUACACUUCGGUGUACAGAUACUGCAGUCUCGGACAUCUAUGUCAAAUUGGGGAACGACCUCAGCAGCUUUAUUCAUGCCUUUCGAGGAUAUGAUGUGGACUUUCAGAAGUACAACCGGCUUGUAACUGUUCCGGAGGAUCUCAGGCCAUUACUUGAACAUUGUCUGGGACAAGAACCGUCCACAGAGUCGCUUAAUAUUUACGUCGAUGACAUCAAGGCCGUCCUGUCGCGGGUUUGGGAUGGGACCAAGUAUGGACAGAACAUUAUCAAGCGGCAGCGGAGCGAGGCAGAAGCUCGAGCUCAGGAGCAGCAUUAUCAACAACAACGCCAGCAGCAGCAGCAGCAACAGCAGGCCGCAGGGUCGAGCCGGUCGCUAGGUCCUGAUCAGAACGCUGGGCCUAGUCGUAGGGCGUCGGAUCGGACGACCAAGAGCGUACAGAACGUUGGAGAUACAAGCCGGAGCUCCGCUUACUCGGUCGAGAGCAACUCGCAUCGAGUCCAGCUCGUUGACCCGGGUGCUAGCGACCGUAACAGCUCUCGAGCGACCUCGCCGUCGAGCAUACAGGAACCCAGACCCAUGGGACCUCGUCAAGUGGGUUCCGCCGGAUAUUCUUCAAGGGUGAAUGCCAGGGUAGGCGCACCACUUCCUCCUGCCCCUCCAGACGCGUUUCGACCACCUCGGAGAUCUCCUUCCCCGACCCCUUCCUACCGCAAUCCAAGCGAGCCCACUCCUACCCGUUUCUCUGACACUAGGAUUGUCUCAGGACCUGAUCGUCCGGUCAAGUCGGCGGCUCGGGACCGUCCGACAAGUCCGGCAGACCCAACACUGCCACCACCGCCGGUGACGCCCCCGAGGCGAGCCAUCAACAUGCCAGCCAGUCUAGCUGACACCCCACCCCACCCAGCCUCUCGAUUCUCCCUGGAUUCAGAGAUGGAUCUAUCCGAAAGCUCAACUAGGCAAUCGUUGCGAGACAGCAGGCUGACCUCGCCUCCGCCCGCGCCUAUAGCUACCAAUCCGCCGCAAGUGCCCGCCAUGGAUAUCGGUCUGGCUAGUCCUAUCGGGGACAUUUCCGGAUCGAGUCAGCAGGAGUCGGGCACUCCGGAUGCUCCUCCAACCCAGGCCGCUCUAGCAAGCUUGACAGCGCUACAGAACUCGGAAGCCCUCGGGCGAAGAGCGUCACGUCGAUUCUCGCAAUAUCAGAUCAAGCAGAUGCUGCCCAAUCACAACAAGGGGCCUUCAAGCAGUUCCUUGAGGCAUCCUCGGCUGGAGUCGCUGAACGAGGGAGGAGGAUUCAGUCCCGGGAGACCAGCAAGACGGAUUGAGCGGGCGGCUCCGCCUCUUCCACCAAUCCCUGACACGUAUGCUCAGAAUGUUGCAAAUAUCAAUCACUCGCGAAUCCCUGAAACGAUCACGGAGAGCAGACGGAGCAGCGGAACAAUGCCCGGUCGUGAUGACGUUGCUGUGCCCGAAGUCUCCAUCACUGAGAGCUCCCCCGUUCAACCCCGUCGUGAACGGCCGUCAUCGAUGAUCAUCGUACCAGACGAAGAGAUCGCGGAACGUGAGCAGGAUCGAGGGCCGGCCGUCUCGAGCGCGCCGAUUCAGGAGGAAACGCCACCCGAUUCGGCCACUCCCUUCAAGGUGUUCCUGCAAUUUGGUCGCGAGACGAAACGAGUGACGCUCGACCGGGAGACAGUAACGUCGAUCGUCGACCUUCAGGGGCUCUUCAUGAGCAAGUUUGAUUAUGCUCCUGAGGGGAUGGAACUAUUUCCAGAUGUCUACAUCAAAGAUCCAAUAUCAGGCGUCGCCUACCACUUGGAAGAUCUCGAGGAUAUCAAGCGGGAUGCCUUAUUGAGCUUGAAUCUCGAUCCUCUCGAUCAAGUGAAGCAGCACUUUGACAAUACCAUCACGUCACUUUCGCACGAGAUCAAGGAUCUCAAGAACAGUUUCAUGCAUAGCCGAAGAGCUUCAGCGUUAAAGUUGGAAGUCCCGUUGGCUGCCACAGCGUCGCCCUCGUUACGUGCUUCCGAUCGUGGACGAGAUCCGUCUCCGAUCCCCCCUGUGCGCCUGACGGUGUCUACCGAGACCACGCCUGUGGCGGGGCCCAAGCCUUUGCCCGAGGUGGAUAGCCAGUCUGCUCUCAAGGCACCAGCCAGCCUUGGCCGAAUAGAUCUCCAGAAUCAGCAGCACGAACUGCAGGUUUUGCGAAGAGAUUUGGGUACAAUGCGACAGGUAUACCUGGACUUCGUUAAUCAGACGAAGGAGACCUUCCAAACUGUGCGGGAUCAGACAAUGGCCGUCCGAGAAGUGGCACUUACCAAAUUGAGCGGUUCGAGAUCGCUCGUCGACGCUGCCAAAGUUUCACUCGAGCAGCACUCUUCCGAGACCGUUCAAGCCGUCGAAGAUGUAUCGGACGUCGUCGACUCGAUCAAGGAGGACGUCCUCAAACGUCAAAUCUUGCCUCGAGCGACACAGAUGCAGAGCAUGCAAGACGAUCUGGCCAAAGCCAAGCAGCAAGUCGAACAGCUGCGCGGUCAGAUCACGUUGGCGGCCCCCUCGUGGAAGCAGACCUGGAAUCAGGAACUCAAGAACGUCGUUGAAGAGCAACACUUGCUACAGCAUCAGGAAAAGCUCACCGCCGAUCUCGAAGACGAUAUCAAGCAGGCGUGCGAGAUCUUCGACACGCUGCGGGCGUACGUAGAACAACGUCAGGCUGGGAUCCGAACCGGUGGUGGACCUAGGAAUUUACGAACCCGCGUCGUGCCCGAGUCGAAUGAUCAGCCCCGUGUAUCCGACCUUUUGCUCGAGAUCCGGACCAAGGAGGCCGACCCUAACCGACGAUUGGCCGCGAUCGAACAGCAACAACGUCAGCGGGAGAAGGAGAUGGCCGAGAAGAAUGACGAAUUUACCGACGAGCUCUCUGGCUUUGUUGCUGGGCGCAAGUUGAAAAAGACGGGAGGAACCGAAGAGGCCGAGAGGGUCCGCUUGAGGAAACAAGAGUUGAACUUCAAGAGGAUGUUUUCCAGCGAGAGUCCGCGAGAUGGAGCGAGUUCGGGAGCUUCUACGCCGACGGUGGCACAUGGCAAUGCGACGGUCGUCGAUACGGACAAGGGAGAGAAGGAGGAAGUGAAGCCUGCCGUAGGCAAAGCAGACGCCGGGGAAGCCGACAUAGAGGCGAAGGAGGACUAGUGAUCCAAGACUUCUUG